AUGGCACAACCUAGAAGCUCUCAUCAAUGCAUCAAAGAUGAAAGCGAUGAGGAAUGCUUGCCUGUUGAAAAGCUGAAAUCAUCUCACCGGAACAAUGAGCAUGUUAAUGAAAUCCUGAGAGGCCUGAAAAACAGCUUCGUAGCAAAGAUCUCACAAACAGACGCUCGCAAAGAAGUCCACCAGACGUUUCGCAGCAAUUGCAGCAAUGUCAAAGAAGGUCAAGGUGGUUCUGCCAUGAAGUUUAAUGGCAGAGUACCUACGGAAAGAAGGCAGGUUCCAGAUGGCAUGAUACUCAAAAUGAAGGAAAACAUUGUACCUAAUCAGCAUGAGCUCCUGCAGCUGCAGGAUCAUGGCUUGGGUGUCAUUGACUUGGUUGGUGGGAUCUUCUUCAGCAAUAUGUGGGGGCCUGCAUCAAUGCACGUCUUCCUGCGUGGAUUGCUACCUAAGCUUUUCUCCCAUUUUGCGAAGAGUGAUCCCUGGGUGAUGUCCAUCAACAAGGAAGAUGAUGAGGAGAUAAGAAUGCACCAGUUACCAUAUAAGGAAUCACAGAUCUUUAUCACACCUCAUCAAGCAAUAGACGAGAACGUGUAUGAACUCUUGACCACAGAGGACGAUGAGCGUUCGGAGCAUGGCGAUGGCAAUGGUGAAGAUGCGCACGAGGCAUUUAUUAAAGAAGGAAUAGAUGACACGGACAAUGAGCUCAUUGAGCGUGGUCUGCAUUCGCUGAGCCCGCCUGCCACUGAGUGUGAGACUGAUGAUAAUGCUCUGAUGCACCUUUCCGAGACUAGCACCAGGGCAGUCAAUGACAGCGAGACUGCCACCUCGAGUGCAAAGCAGGAUGCCGAUGCCAUAAAAAUCAUCGUGGUAGCUGACAGCAAUGAAGAGCAAGAUGACACCAGUGUCCUGAUGGAUAUUUACAUGAAUAAGAUGUGGCUCAAGGAUUGA
Messenger RNA from Laetiporus sulphureus 93-53, 945 nucleotides. RefSeq lists its product as uncharacterized. The record is from RefSeq and is a predicted model, not a curated record. The transcript has 9 exons. Bases 1 to 945 code for a protein of 314 amino acids. Lineage: Eukaryota; Fungi; Basidiomycota; Agaricomycetes; Polyporales; Laetiporaceae.